AUGGAACAGGCAUCAUGGCAGCUCUCAUCAGCCACGGGAUGCAAAAGGAGUUUCAGCAAUGCGUCUCCUCCUGCUCAGGCUAGUUGGGAGUCCUUGCUUGCACAGCGUAAGCGGCUGAAGCAUUGUGAGACGGAUGUGCCGGUUUGGGGCGAGCCUUGCGAGCCUUCCAUGUGGGGAGCUUUGGAAAGCCCCAAGCAAGCAAAGCCGAACUUCCAGAUCGACUUUCAGCUCUCUUCUUCUACCGUCCGUGUAGAAAAUGGCCUCCACUUGGCAGCCUGUGUCCCGACACUUUCUGCCCUUUUGCAAGAAGAAUCGCAAUCGCCCAGCUUGAGAAGUGUUGAUCUUAGCUCGGCGAAGAUCUGCAAAGAUGCUUUGCUGGUGGCACUUCGCUUUGCUUCUGCCGGUCCCGGUGCAAACGAAGAAGACUCGCGACUUUGGACGUCCAGCCCGCAGAGUCCACGACCGAUUGCACGUGCUUCCCCGCCCGAGGAGGUGUCGAGGGUGGAGGAAGCUUUGUGCUGCUUCGACGUGCUGCGAGCGGCCAAGGUCCUGGGUCUUCCGCGCCUAGAGGAGGCAGCGAGGGGACGACUAGAAUCUGGAAGAAGCAGAAGCCGUAUUUCCUCUCGCUCCGACGGUGUGGGUGUGCUGCCGCUGCCAUUGUUGAACGAGGCUUCUGCCAUGCCACUUCUGGCUGCAAGUUUUGGACAGGAGAAGUGCAUCUCCCAAUGCUGCCUACGGUUCCUGAACUGUCGAGGCAGGGACCAGGUUUUGCAGGGUCGUGAGCGACAGCUUGGUGUAAUCUAUGCUACACAGCCGGUGGUCGGUGCCAUCCUGUCUGGCAUUUUCAAAGAGGCUGCACCGGCUUUAACCUCAGCACACAGUGGCACAGCGGCUUCACCUGUUCUUUUGGAUUUGUUGUUUGGCCCAAGCCGUGCUCUAAAGCAGACCCAGCCCGUUGACUUGAAAUCUGUCCGGGACCUUUUGAGCUCUGGCCCUAUGGGACACAGCGAUCGUGAGAGAAUAGCCGUCGACGGGAGGCAGCUCUUCUUCCGGGGCGACCCAGAGGUCAUCUUACAAGCUUGCGAGCAGAGGGAUGUGGAUGAGACUUUGUCUCUGGCAGAGCUGAAGGAUUUGCGCUUUGUGCUGUUCCCGGAGACAGGCAAAUGGAGCAAACGUCUGGCCAGUCACCGCAAUGCUGACAGCUCGAGGGUCACAUUGAACCUAGAGCGGUGGGAGACAGAACAGGUGGCAACAGGCGCCAUGGAUCACAGGGUGGCAGAAGUGGCGGACGAUUCUGACAGAUGA
Messenger RNA from Symbiodinium sp. CCMP2592, 1305 nucleotides. The record is from the annotation of a GenBank genome assembly. Lineage: Eukaryota; Dinophyceae; Suessiales; Symbiodiniaceae.